This is a messenger RNA of Paramecium sonneborni, 1860 nucleotides long. Lineage: Eukaryota; Ciliophora; Oligohymenophorea; Peniculida; Parameciidae. The record is from the annotation of a GenBank genome assembly.
AUGAAUAAUUAAGACAGCAAAUCUAAAUUAAAUAUCUAUGCAAAUAAUGAUGAGGCUUCUGAUUAGUCUGUUGUUAGAUAAUUAGAUGGAAAUUAAAGUCAAAGGAAAUUUAAAAGCAAUUUAUAUGAAAAAUUAGAAAAUGCUUUUAUAACUUUUAAAGAAGCUAUUCAAUUAAGUAUUAUUGAAGAAAAGCAAAAGAUAAUUAAAAAUUUCUCUACAUAUGAAUAACUAUCUUAAACAAAAAUUGAAAUAAUAGAUGAGGAAUUGAAAUAAACUUUUUCUAAUUCAUAAAUAUAAAUAUAAGAUUAUAUUUCGAACAUCGAAAAUUAAUUAAAAUUAUUGGAUUAAUAAUUCUUUGAAAUAAUAAUAAAAUAUCAAAAAUAAUUGAUUGCUUAAACACCUAACAUUUUAACUAAGUAGAGUUCACCAUUUUCUUAAAAGAGUGAUGAAUAAAUUAAUCAAAAAGUUAUAUUGCAAAAUAAUGAAAAUAAUUUAUAGUUAACUUCAUUUUUAUAAUAAUGCUAAACAUACAACUAUCAAAUAAUUGAAAUUGAUUAAAAUGGUUAAUCUCAGUAUGAUAUACUAGUAUUACAUAAAAAUAUAUUAUUUUAUUUCAAUACAAAAGGGAUAUUUGAAGAAAAAAAUACCAUUACUUCAGCUAUUAACUUUUAUGUUUAAGGAAAACUUUAUAAAGUAGAGUAUAAUAAAAACUUUAACCCUAAUUUCGAAAAAAUUGAAGGGAAAAUGUACAUCUCAUUAUAGAAAAAGAGUUUUAAAUUAAAUGGUUAAGGUACAAUUUAUGAAGGAAAUAGUAAUAAAGUCAAGUGUUCAGGAAAAUUUAUUAAAGGUUUUCCUAUAAAAAAUGAGGGAUUAUUGAAUAUAAAUGCAGAAAUUUAAAAUAACGGAUAGUAGAAUAUUUCUUUUUCAAAGAGUCCAAUCAAGAUUUAGUAGAUAAUAGAUGAUACAAAUUAGAUAUAAAGUAAUUGUAAUAAUUUUUAAAAUUAUGAUUAAAAUAAUCUUGAUUGUUAGUUUAGAUAGAUUAAUCAUUAAUAAAGACAAGAUGGAUCUUAGAAAUAAUUAGCAGAAAGACGAAAUUUAACCUAAAAUUGUAUUAGAAAAAAUAACUAAAUUGAAAAUCUUUAUUAAACUGGAAUAAGGUCUUAAAAUCUUAAUUCUAGAAACAUAUGGUGUAAAUAUAAUUAAUAAAUAAAUACAUAUGCUGAAUCAAUAUUAAAUGAUUAAUCCAAAGCUUGGUUAAUGAGUAAUAUUAUAGAUAGUUAUGUACUAUAUCUCAAUAUUGAAGGCGAAGAAUUAUAUUUCAACAAGAAUUAUUCUGAUAGAACUGAUGUAAAGAGACUUUUAUUCUUUCCUAGUAGUUUUAUCACUUCAUUUGGAUAUGAAUUUAAUAUCUAGAAAGCCAAAGAAUUAUUUUAAGCAGAGUUGAUAUAAUAUCAAGAGAUUAAUUUUGAGAUUAAAAAAGUAUAUUCUUAAAUUGGAUUUCCUAUUAAUAAAAAUAAAUUACAUUGGUAAUUUAUAAUAUUUGAUCUUAUUAACAAUACUAUUGAGUUUUUUGAUUCUAAUUAGAAGCAUUAUAUAAAUGGUAAUGAUGUAUAUCUUACUAAAAUUAUUAAUACUUUAGAAUAGUUAUUAUCCAUCAAUAAUUGUAAAAUCAAUUUAUCACAAUAUUCUGGCUAAUAAACUGAUGGAUAUUCUUGCGGUUAUUAAAUUUGCACAUACAUGAAAUAUUGUUAUGAAAAAUAGUUUUAUAAGAAUGCUUAUUAUUAAUAUAAUGAAAAAGAAAUGAAAAAAAUAUUGCUAAAAAUUAUUAGAAAUUUAGAAGUUGAACAAAUCAAUAUUUGA